ACUCAAGCUGUCCCGGCCCGAUCUUCAACAUGUGUGGCUCAACACGGAAGCACAGUCGGUGAUUGAUGCCACGUCUCUCUAUCCCGAUUGGACCUUCUUCUACUCCACUAACACCCGUCAAAGCGACAUCUCAGCACCAAAGCAAGAACAACAAGGGGAAGAGGUCCUGCGGGCAUAUGAUACGUCGCUCGCACUCCUACUGACAGUGGCCUCCGCGGCGCCAAGCGUCGUGACUGGCCCCAACAACCCCGCAGUGUCCCUCGCGGCGGCGCAGGGUGAGAAUGGAGUAGCAACGGAGGUGCCUAAGGGCAUCGAGCAGGCGGCGGCGGCGGGCAAUCUGGACAAGUUUGAGGGGACGACGAUCGUGAGUCCGAGCACGGACAGCAUGCUGCUGGUGGACGUGAAAGCGGCCGGAUGGAACAAAAUGAAGUGCCACAAGGACCUCGGCAAGCCCGGGGACGGCGCGUGCACGCCCGCCAACUGCAGCAAGGGCGGCAUCCCGGCGAAAUGGAAGACGUCGAAUCUGCUCAAGAACAAGCUGGGCGUGGAGAUGUACGUCAAAGGUAACCCGCUCACGCUCAAGAAGGCAUCCCCGCAGACGUGCUGCAACACGUGCGCGUCGUUCAAGAGCUGCACGUACUGGCAGUACAUCCCCGAUAUAACCAUCGACGGCAAGAAGACGGACGGCGCGUGCUACCUGGUGCACGACAACAUCGACUACUCGUGCGGCGAGCUCACCGCGCAGUACGCCACGGACUCGAAGCCCAUCGCGCUGCAGGUGCGCACGGGCGGCGAGUGCAACCCCGCCGCGAACGUCGUCAACGACCCGCAUCUGGUGGGCGCGUUCGGGACGCACUUCGACUUCAACGGGCGGCCCGACAAGGCGUUCUGCCUGCUGACGGACCGCGACCUGCACGUGAACAUGCUGCUGCGCGGGUACUACUCGGACGACACGGAGAACGCGGCGCUCGUGGUGGACGGCAAGGCCGUGCACACGUGGAUCAAGGAGCUCGGGCUCGUGUGGUUCGCGGCCGGCGCGGAUCACAAGCUGCGCCUCGCGGCGCGCGGCGGCAAGCAGCAGGAGCGCGGCGAGGGGUUCAUGAAGACGAUCGAGAUCGACGGCGAGGAGAUCCCGAGGAUGGCCGUCGGCGACGAGGUGAAAACUGAGGGCGGCUUGACGCUGCGAUUCGCGGCGCUGGAGAAGGAGGGGCCGUAUGACGUGGACUACUACACGCUCGCGAUCGACGGGCUCGUGUCGCUCGACCUGCGCCUGCGCGUCGCCAACCCGAAGCUGCAGACGCCGAACGACGCCGAGGCGCACAUCAACGUGGGGAUUGUCGAGCUGGAGCACACCGACGACGUGCACGGCGUGCUCGGCCAGACGUACCGCCCCGACCACGCCGCGCGCGCCGCAGAUUUCCAGCGCCUGAUCGCGAAUCUGCACCGUCCGAUUUCCUCGGACAGCGAGGAGGGCGUGGGGUUCCUGGACGGCACGCCGCGGUCGUACGAGUCGAGCUCGGUGCUCUCCGUGGACUGCGCGCACACCGAGUACCACCGCGCCAAGCAGCUCAGCCCCGUCGAAGAGUUCCCCCGCGAGCCGCUUCACUGA
Closterium sp. Naga37s-1 is the source of this 1609-nucleotide messenger RNA. The record is from the annotation of a GenBank genome assembly. Lineage: Eukaryota; Viridiplantae; Streptophyta; Zygnematophyceae; Desmidiales; Closteriaceae.